AUGGUCAAUACAAAACAACUAAUUGCCAAUUUAGAAUUACCCAAAUUACCUUUUAAUCAUGAAAAACAAACAACUCAAAAACCAACACACAAUUAUUUAUCCAAUACAACAAUCACCGAUGCUGGUAUUAUGGACCCAGCACAAUUCACACGGAAGAAUUUAAAGUCAGCGUUACAUAUUAUAACUCAAGAAUUGAAGAAGAGAGGUACCAAGACUCCCCAUAUAUUUCUUCCGUUCAGAUCUAAAGUUAAUGACGAAAAAUUGGAAUCAUUUCUAUCAUCUAUUGCGCCUCUGGGUGAACUACGAACAGAUAAUACACUUUUGCAACAACUAUGUUCUGAAACUGAUGAAUUUACUUUGAUUAGUGCUUUGAAAUAUUUUUGGUCACGUUUACCUAAUAAUGAAAUUAUUGGAUGGGAUGUCUAUCUUGAAUUUAAACGUCGAGAGGCAGAAAAGGGAUAUCCCAAAAAUGCAUUCUUAUCGAUUAUGCCAAAAUGUUUGUCAUCUCCAGCUCAUGCCUCUAUUGUCUAUGAUUUUUUGGAUUUGAUAUUGAGCAUAACAUCAAAUUCUCAAUUCAAUUAUCUAAGUGGUCGGAAAAUAAGCAAGAUGGCAAGUUUCUGGGCAUUUAGUUGCCGACAACAGUUUCUACAAUCGCCAUUUUAUGAUGCAACUCAGGAAGAGGCAGAACAUAAUUUUAUUGAAGGGAUCGAUACUUGGAAGAAAUCAACUAAUGCUCUUUUCCAUUUAGUCUUGGCUUUUUUGAGAUCAAUGCUACCUGAAACCAAUUCCGAAACAUUAAAAAUACCAAAGACUUUACAGUCUUUGUUGGUAACCACACAGUACCCUCCUUCCUCGGACAAUGAGUCUGACCAAAGCAUGUUAAGAGGUGCUAUUACCAUUCCCUGUGUUUGUGUAUCAACCACACAACCUUCAAAAGAUGCAUAUGAAUUGAUUAGCAAAGUGAGGCAUAAUCUAAAAUUUGAUAAAAAGGAUGAUUUCUUGUCAAUCGAGAAUUACACGAUUUUGAAGAAUUUAUUCUCGAAAAAGGGCACAUUUGAAAUUGUUAAUUCCUUAACUGAUGAAUCAAAAAGAAUUUUAUCAAGAAUUUCCAGUGAACCAAUAUCAUCAAAAUUCAAUAUUUCUCCAGGUUGGAACAAAUCAAAAGUAGAAACCGAUCCAGAUAUUCCUUUGUUUUCAGAAAUUUCUAUCAAAGAUGUGUCAAUACAUGACUACUACAUAUGGACUUGGUUGGCGUCAAUUAGUAGUGAUCAGCCAUCUGUGACCAAGCAAAUAUUUGGAAGAUCUAUUGUUGUCGAGGCGGAAGUGUUGGGAUUUCAAAAAUGGAUUGUUGUAACUGAGAAAACCUUAAGUUCAGAAGGAUAUUUGCAGCGAUUCAAUUUGGAUAGACGAAUGCUAAGUAAACAUAAACGACAAAUAUCUAUGGAAGAUUAUAAAAAUUUACCAUUACCUCCAAUUCCUGUGCAGGAAACUGAAAACGGCAAAAUAAAUGAGGAAUCUUCAAAUAAAAAUGCAAAUGAAGGUCGUAAACAUUCUAAUUCGGUGUCUUCAACUUCAGUAUUUUCCAAUAAGAAAAAUGAUAUGGGAGAGUUCAAACAGAAUCAGAAUGUAAACUCGGCUAGGUCCAGUGCUGGCACAUCCACUUCGAAUCAUUCACAAGAGAAAGCUACUCAGUCAGCACCACCUUAUGUGACUCGAGCCUCAGACAUAUUUGAUAAACUGUUCAGUGAUCAAUUCAGCUACAUUUACCCAAUUUUAAAUGAUACGAUGGAAACUAAUGAGGUUGAUCAACAAAACACCUCAUCAAGAGAGUUGGCUACCUCUACAUCAAGGUUUACAAAGACUACAUUGGGAGAUAUGAUAGCUCCAGCAAAGAAUCCAGUUGGUAGAAAAGCUCCUCCUUCUUUUGUAUCGAAUUCGUCUAUUUUAGAAGCAUACACUAACACACCAAAUUCACAAGACCUGUUUCUUAAUCACAGACAAUCGGGUACUCCCGAUAACACUUUUUCACCAUCAAAAAGUGACAAUAAUACUAUUGAUACUUUGAAGGAAGAUAAAUAUUUUGAACCCUUUGAUUUGUAUCACCCUGAAAUGGACACAAGCUCACAACAAGGAUCGGUAGAGCCAUAUGAUAACUACUAUGUGGGUAUAGAAGCUAAGACGUCUGCAACUACUGCUCCUCAAAAACUUCAACCACCUGCUGCUACACAUUCUCAAUUUUCUCAACCUCUGCAGAGGUUACCAAAUGACAUUCUGAGUUUACCUUCUGAUUCUACAAUUGUUUAUAAGGACGAAAAGUUCAAUGACGAUAAUACCAUUGCUGCUACACCAAAUAAUGGACUGGAGAAUAUUAAUGGAGAAAAUAUGGGAAAUGAACUUUUGGAAGAACAAACAAAAGAGGAAAAAGAAGAAGAAUUGCAACGCAAAAUUGAAGAAAAGAAACAGAAAAAGAAAAAGGAGAAAAAGAAAUUAGAGAAACAGGCAGAAGCAGCUCAAUUAGCGGCUGCUCAAGCUGCAGGGUUCCCAUUUGCAUUGUUGCCGUCUAAUAUGCCACCUCCACAUAUUCCAGGGAUGCCUGAAACUCCACAUGAAAAGAAGAAGAAUUCAUCUACAUCACCUAAGAAGAAGAAGCAAAAUUCUCCCAAGAAAAAUACAUCUCCAAAAAAUAAAACUCCAAAGAAAGUAAAGAGAAUCCCAUGCGAUCCAAAUAAACCAUUACCACAACCAACAGAAGUAGUUGAAAAACAAGAAAAUUCAAAUCUCAACUCUUCUUCAGCUACAGACUUGGAAUCUCCUGUGCGUGUAAAUGAUAAAAAACUUGUUAUUCUGUCACCACCAGAAAAUGAUUCAAUACCUUUACUUGCACCACCACCUUCUAACAAUUCUAUAAUGAGUUCACCAAGAAUGGGAUUUGUCAGUUCACCAAGAAUUCCACCUGCCCAGUUCUCCAAUCCCGAGGCACCAUCUAAUGACCAAUUGGUGACACCAAAGGAGCAAUAUAAUAUUUUCAUUUCACAACCACCGCAUGGGACAGAAACAGGUGUCCAAUCACCAAAACAUCCUUAUUUUAUGCAAGAUGAAAGGGUACAUCCAACUGAAGAGGUUCCAGCUCCAGUUCAAGCUCCAGUUCCAGCUCCAGUUCCAGCUUCAGCUUCAAAGCCACAGAUAGCUAAUAUUGAUACUACUCCAUUACCACCAGCUAACCAACAUAAACCAUCGGUAUCUAAUUUGGAGCCACGUACACCGGUAGAAGCCACCUCAACCCAUAACAGCUUACAGCCAAAGAAUCAGCCACAACCACAAGCAUCUGUAUAUAAUGCAACACCACCAAUGUCACAUCCACCUCUACAUAGCUUGCCUCGACCAAACUAUUAUCAACAACCACUGCACAAUCAACAUUAUUUCCAACCGAUGCCACCACAUCCACAGUUUGUUCCAAGACAACAGCAACCUUCAUACUAUCAACAGCAACCAUUGCCUUAUGGUUCUUCUCCAAUGCCACAACAAGCACCUGUGCCAAUGCAGUCAUAUCAUCCACAUGCACCACCUCCACAACAAAUGCAAUAUCAACAAUACUUUUCUCAACACCCAAACUCAAACCCACAUCCACAUCCACAUCCACAUCAACAUCUACCUCCACCACUUUCACAUAACGGUAUGAUGAUGAUGCAUUCUCCACAACAUGCACCAAUGCAAUCCCCAUCAACAAUGGGUCCUAUGAAUGGAGGUGGUGCAAACAAUGCUGUGAUGAAUAUGGUUCCAGUUGGAGGAAGACACAAUAAAAACCAAACCACCAAUAAAGCCAAUUUACGUGCUGCUUUUGUUGAAGGCAGUUUUGGUAUUUAA
Candida albicans SC5314 is the source of this 3864-nucleotide messenger RNA. It is a transcript of the gene MSB1, whose product is annotated as Msb1p. Gene Ontology annotation, cellular component: cellular bud neck; cellular bud tip. The record is from RefSeq and is a predicted model, not a curated record. The transcript has a single exon. NCBI's taxonomy places the organism in Eukaryota, Fungi, Ascomycota, Pichiomycetes, Serinales, Debaryomycetaceae. The coding region runs from base 1 to 3864 and encodes 1287 amino acids.